Molecule: messenger RNA, 4615 nt
Organism: Spinacia oleracea (spinach)
Lineage: Eukaryota; Viridiplantae; Streptophyta; Magnoliopsida; Caryophyllales; Amaranthaceae
Product: sister chromatid cohesion 1 protein 4
Exons: 15
Coding region: 614-4276 (1220 amino acids)
Biological process (GO): sister chromatid cohesion; replication-born double-strand break repair via sister chromatid exchange
Cellular component (GO): cohesin complex
Molecular function (GO): chromatin binding; protein binding
Source: RefSeq, a predicted model, not a curated record
CUGAUUACCUUCCCUUUUUUUAUUUUUCUUCACUUUCUCUCUCCUAAAAAACCCCCACCAUUUUCUCUCUCCUCGUCGAAAAACUCCCUCCCUUUUCGAUCUCGAUUCUCAGACUUCCAAGUUCGAAUCUUUUCAACUCAAUUUGCAAAUUCUGCUGCAAUUUUAGUCUGGAAACUGGAAAUCAAGCUUGUUUUGGUUCUUUAGUAGUUGAGUUUGAUGCGAAGUUUGAGCUCUUGGAGUUAAAAAUUGGGCGAAAUUAGCUCAAUUUGCUGCUGAGUUUUGCUUCAAGUUUACAGAAUUGUUCAAUUUUGCUGCUGUUUUAUGGAGAAGAAAGUUGUUUAUGGCUGCUCAGUGAAUUCCAGGGUUUGUUAGUUUGAAGUAAUUUGCAUGGUGUUUUCCAGAAUCUGUGAUUUUUUCACUUGCUGAAGUUAGGGUUUCGGCGAAUUAGCUUAAUCUAUUACUCAAUUGAUCAAAUUUCAACGUUUUAGCUUAAUUCAGUGGAAUCUAGGGUUUACAAUUUUGGUGAAAUUUCCAGAGAAUUUAUGGUUUUGCGAGGAUUCGAUAACUCGAAGUAUAUGAAUUAGGGUUUAGGAGUUGGUGGAAGAAGAAUAAGAUGUUUUAUUCUCAGUUUAUUUUGGCCAAGAAAGGGCCUUUGGGGACGAUAUGGAUUGCAGCUCAUUUGGAGCGGAAGCUUCGGAAGAAUCAAGUUGCUGAUACUGAUAUUGGCGUCUCUGUUGAUUCAAUACUGUUCCCAGAAGUACCAAUCGCACUCCGGUUGUCUAGCCAUUUGCUGCUUGGUGUUGUUAGGAUAUAUUCCAAGAAAGUGAAUUACCUCUUUGAUGAUUGCAGUGACGCUUUGCUUAAAGUCAAGCAAGCAUUUCGCUCUGCAGCAGUUGAUCUACCUCCUGAACAGUCCAAAGCACCGUACCAUUCCAUUACUUUGCCAGAGACCUUUGAUCUUGAUGAUUUUGAGUUGCCCGACAAUGAAACAUUUCAGGGCAACUUUGUCGAUCACCAUAUUAGUACAAGAGAGCAAAUUACUCUCCAGGACAGUAUGGAUGGUGCGACUUUUACAACAUCACAAUUUGGUCCUGAUGAGCGUUUUGGUGAUGGUGAUGCAUCUCAGAUUGGUUUAGACCUUGAUGAGGAGUUAUUUAUGGACAAGGAAAAUGCUCCAGGAACAAGUGGAAUUUUGGUUGACACAGAUGCUGGUCUUCAGGCAUCAACAAAAGAAUCCUCACCUUUCAAAGACGACGAGGAUAAUGAGGGGGUUUCUGAUCCUCCAUUGACUUUAAACACUAAUAACUUUACUAUCCAGGCACCUUCUACUCCAGGAUUAACGGAAGAACCAAACUUGCCUGGCGAUAAAGAGGAAAUACAGGUCAGUGAUGAUCAUAUGGAUGAGGACCAAAACCCUUGUGAGCUAGUUGCAAAAGAAGUGUCUGGAACUGCUUCGAGUCCCGUGGAGCCCUCUGACGUAGGUGGUGCUGAGCACCAUUUUAAUGGAGAUGUUCAUUUCAUGGACGAGCAGGAUGAUGAGAAAGAAGAAACACUUAAUACUGAAUCAAUGGACUACAUCCCCUCUGGUUUUUCUCAGCCUGCUACCGUUGAUGAGCAUAUAGAGGUAACCAACGGUCAUGAUAAUGCGGAGAAUCAAAGAAUAGCUGCUGAUGUGGAUUCCAAAGGAUGCUUUGAUGUUAAUGAAGUAAGUAUGAAUGGGACUGCUGUCCCAGUCCCUGAAAAUGCCGAUGUUGUGGAGCUUCAAGACUGUGACCCGCUUGCUGGCUGCAACAACACUGAUCUUAAUGACAUUGACACUUAUCAUCCACUACAUGACAGCGGAGAAGAAAAUAAUAAAUCAUCUGUAGGUCCCACCGUUCUUGGCACCGUGGAAGCUGUUACUAGUGGUUCUGAACAUCAGAAUUCAUUUCAAUCUUGUUUAAACCUGGAAAAUACCGCGAUCUCAGAAUCCGACAUUGAUGAAAAGCCACCAGGCUUUGCUAUUCCCGUGCUUCAGGCGUGUACUUCCAAAGUCCAUGCUUGCGAAGAUGCGGGUAAUGUGUUUGAUGCCUCCAACCUCCCGAUUCAAGACGAUGGGCUGAGUUCAUUUGGGAUCUCUGAAAGGGAAGAUGCAACUGAUGUUUCUGUGAUUUCAGCAAGUGUCCAAGAUGUAGUGGAACCAAUCUCAAAUGCAGACCAGGUAGCUCAUGGAUUUCCCUGUGCUACUGACAUCAACUUAGGAGGGCUAUCAGACAACUUAACCGCAGAAGAACAUCAUCUAGAAAAAGGGAAUAACUUGCAGCUUUCUGAUUUCCCGCACCCUGAAGUGCUGCUUUCAAUGCCAAACCUGCCUCCUGGCAUAUCUGGCAACUUCUUUGUUGAUUCUACUCCUGGUAAAGAACUUCUUGCAAAGGAUGUUGAUGCUACUGAUGAUAACGCCAUAUCUGGGAGGAAAAGAAGUUUUACCGAGAGUACAAUGACUUUUCAAAGCCUUAAUUCAGUUGUGUCUUCUGGUGGAGCUCAGUCCAAAGGAACUGUGGAAUCGGUUCCUAAUGACAACGAUUUGUUAUCUUCUAUUUUAGUAGGUAGAAAGUCUUCAACAUUCAAAAUGAAGCCUACACCCAUUCCUGAUACAGUUCGUGCAAAGCGCCAGCGGACUGCAGUUCGCUCUGUUCCUGUGAAGCGGAAAGUUCUUGUGGAUGAUUCUACAGUACUGCAUGGCGACACGAUAAGGCAGCAACUAACUGAAACAGAAGAUAUACGCCGUGUGAGGAAGAAAGCUCCGUGUACGAAACAUGAAGUUUGGGUGCUUCAGAAACGGUUUUUGGAGGAUGAUAUUUUCAAUCAACCUGCAUUUACAGGAAUGUUCCCCUCCUUGAGAUCAAUUGAUAAUGAGGCAUUUGAUCUGAAUCGAAUCAGAAUUUAUCAAGAUGAAGCAAACAAAGGAGUAAGUGAGACCAACACCACACUUGUUGGGGAAACUGAAGUUGUGGGGAUUGCUGUGCCCUCCUUUACUGACAUCUCCACAAGGCUUGAUGAAGAAACUGAAGCUGUGGGGACUAUCGAACCAUCUAUUGCUGUUGGUGAGGAAUUGCAAGGGCAUGGUGGUAAUUUGUUGGAAACUCCAUGCGAACAAGAAUCACCAUUCGUCGUAGUUGAUAAUGAGGUCUCAAAACAGAUAUCACCACAUGAUGCCUCCAUGAAAGAGUUUGGUAUCAUAUUUGAUGAUGUAAGAUCUCCAGUUGGCGGUGAAGCAAUUCAUUCCAUUGCUUCAGGGGAUGAGCCAGUAUCUUCACUUGAUCAUGUUCCUAAAGUUAAUUUCAACUCAACAGAGGGUACUAAUGGCAAUUCACCUUCACUUGACAAAUCUAGCGAUGUCAUAGCCCCUAAGCAUGUUGAUGCAUAUGCAUCAGGCCAAAUACUCGAUGAGAGGUGUGUUACAGAAUGUACAGUUCGUGAUGCCUCAACAGCAGAGGAUGUUUCCGGAUCAGGUAUACGUGAUCAAGCGGUAGAUGCCGGUGUCUCUGAGAACGUUGAUUUAGAUGAAAGAUCAGAUGGUGUAAGGGAAGGUGUUGUUGAUAUAAAUAUAAGUACGGGGCAUUUCGAGGAUACUUGCUCUUUGGCUGUUCAUGAUGUAUCUGACUCUAUUGCCAUUGAAGACAAGGCUUUCCCAACAUCGGAUCAAGUUGUUGAAGAUUGUCAUCCGGAUGAGCUUGUAAUUUCAAAUAAGGACGAAACCUUCAAUGAGGAUGUGAAAUUAGAUUUGCCAUAUUCAGUAGAAGCUGACUUAAACCCUAAUAUCACCAUAUUAAAUGAGAGGGAAGGGCUACAGUUCUGGGAAGCUGACCCAAAGAUGAUCAUUGACUCCCCUCCCAUUCAUUCUGAGUUUAUUGACACCAGAAGCAAUGCAGAGUUUGAGACGGAUGCCAUUGAGCAUGACACAGACUUCUUGAAUGUCGAUGACGAUGACGUCGCAGAAGAUUAUGAAAGUGAUAUGCCUAAUCCUGACGAGAAACGCAUUCUAGACAACAGCGGCUGGUCUUCUCGUACCAGAGCUGUUGCCAACUAUCUUCAAGUCUUGUUCGAAAAGGAAUCUGAUCACACAAAGAAGGUCAUCUCCUUGGACAGCCUGUUGGUUGGGAAAACUCGUAAAGAAGCUUCAAGAAUGUUUUUCGAGACAUUGGUCCUGAAAACUAAAGAUUACAUACAAGCAGAGCAGGAAACCUCUUUCUGUGACAUUAAAAUAAACCCUAGAGGGAAACUCCUUGAAUUCUGAUUCCGAUACACAAAAGGAAGGGUAGAUUGGUGAAUAGCCGUGUAAUCCUAGUUAGUUGACGUAGCUUAGAAUUCGGGAUCAUGUUUCUCCCUUGAUUUAUUCUUUGUCUAAGUUAUAUUAUGCCUUUUUCCUUCUAUUUUUUUCGGGUGGUUAGUAGGUUUACAAGGAGGGAAAUUUGUAAGGUUAUAUAUAGCAUGUGUAUCAUGGGUAGGCAUUUUGGAAUGUCUUGUAAUGUUAAUUCUGCAAUAAUAUUUGUAUAUAUUUAUACAUGAUGUAAAAUUGAUACUCAUGCAACUGGAGAUUUAUUGAUGAUCUAAUUGUUGUCCAGUUUUCUGUAAA